AUUGUUUGUAUUACGGAUUUGCCAGCAACGAGCUGCAAAGGAGGGUCUGAAAUACAAAGGCUAAAAUGCCCUCCGAACGCGCUGCUCAAAGGAAUAAAAACACACGUUAUACGACCGCGAUACCGCACCCGCCUCUUGACAGGUCUAUCCAUGGUAGUGUUAACAACAUGCUUGCUACUGUACAGUACUUCCAUCUUGCAACGGCCCGGUUCACCAGACCAUGGCUUCACCCGGCAAAAACACCGCAGCUGGGACGAUGCUUCCGCAAAAUAUGACUGGGUCAAGCCACACCAGGAUCCCCUUAUUCCUCAGAGUAUUUGGCAGAUUAUACUCCCGAGAGUCUGGGGUAAGAAGAAUCAGGUAAAGCCAGACACUUUGAAGGAGACGGCUACCUGGCUGGCCAUGAACCCAGACUACACAUAUACUCUAGUUGGUCCUGAUGGCGGGAAAGACUUUGUCAACCGCUACUUUGGCCAUGACGAGGCCAUCGUCUCAACCUUCAACUCCUUGCCUAAUGUUGGCAUGAGAUCCGAUCUACUUCGAUACUUGCUUCUCUAUAUUGAAGGUGGUGUCUAUACAGACACAGACACUGUCGCGUUAAAGCCCAUUGACGACUGGGUACCGAGACCGUUCCGCAACCAUACCCGGCUGGUCGUCGGUAUUGAGUUCGACCAACGUGAUGGAGGCAGAUGGGCCGACAUCGCUCAUACAGUCCAGUUCUGCCAAUGGACCAUAGCCGCCGCCCCUGGUCACCCUGUCUUCCCAAUGAUGAUAUCCCGGGUUGUUCAGUCUUGGGAUGAUCUGAAGCAAAAGCACAACAUCUCCAGCGAAAGCCCGUCUUGGAGACCGACGAGUUUUGAGGUUAUGAAUUCCACCGGCCCAGCAGCAUGGACGGAUGUGGUUUGGGAAUAUUUGCAAGAGACGGACAAGGGUUUAACAGACAUGAGGGACCUUUCAUCUCUAGGUACUCCGACGUUAUUCCGCGACACACUCAUUCUGCCGAUCGAUGGGUUCGGGAUGGGGCAGCCACACUCAGGCAGUACCAAUGACGGAAGCAUUCCUGAUGAGGCAUUUACAAGACACCUGUUCCGGGGUUCAUGGAGGGAAAACCAGCGUUAG
This is a messenger RNA of Pyricularia pennisetigena, 1119 nucleotides long. RefSeq lists its product as uncharacterized. Bases 151 to 1119 code for a protein of 322 amino acids. Gene Ontology annotation, biological process: protein N-linked glycosylation. Gene Ontology annotation, cellular component: mannan polymerase complex. Gene Ontology annotation, molecular function: alpha-1,6-mannosyltransferase activity. The record is from RefSeq and is a predicted model, not a curated record. The transcript is spliced from 3 exons. Lineage: Eukaryota; Fungi; Ascomycota; Sordariomycetes; Magnaporthales; Pyriculariaceae.